AUUUCCGGGUUGGGCAUCGGAAACACUCCCGUCUUGUAAAAGGCGGAUCCCUCACCGCUACUUCACCUCUCACAACUUCUCCACAGCCAUUUUUUUUAUCCCAGCUUCUCGUUAGAAGACAUUUUUAAACUAUUAAAAACAACGUUACUUUCAUUUAAUCCAGGCCCGACGACCGAGGACCGCUCCAGAGUUCCGGCUCCAGCUAGCUAACUUUAUAGCAUUAGCAUCUAAGUUGACAACUGCAGCAGCAGCAGCAGCACAACAGGGAGGAAGCAGAGGCAGCACCGGAGCAAAGACACAGGAAGAUGGGCGACAAAGAGCUGAUGUGGGCACUGAAGACCGGGGACCUGGACGAGGUCAAAGCCAAACUGGAGACGGCUGAAGAUGCCAACCGGACCCUGGAGGGUGGGAGGAAGCCUCUGCACUAUGCUGCUGACUUUGGUCAGACAGAUGUUGUGGAGUUCCUCAUUUCUAAGGGAGCAGAUGUCAACGCUCCUGACAAACACAGCUUAACUCCACUGAUCUCUGCCUGUUUAGAGGGUCACAUCUCCUGUGUCAAGGUCCUGCUAGAAAAGGGAGCUGACAAAGACUGUAAAGGACCGGACGGCAUGAGUGCCUUUGAAGCUGCCGAGAGCGACGCCAUCAAGGCGCUGCUCAAGUGAGAGCCCGUAGAGCGGGAGGUGGCUGGACAGGUGGGUGGGCGGACGGACAGAUGGACGCAGUGGUCCCCAGAUAGAAGACGGACGCAUCACUUUUACCCUCCAUCAACCUCUGUCUCCACACUGCUUUUGUCUGUUUGCUCCAGGGUCAUUUCCUCUGUCCUGUGACUUUCCUUCCCCCCCCCCCCUUUUUUUUUUAAAAUUGUUUUUCUUUUCCACCCCCUGAGUUUUUUUUGGGAUAGGAUUUCUCUCUUCCUUCGGCCUCCUGUUUGUAGCCAUUUAACAAAAAGAACAGUAAUGUCUCCCUUGGGGACCAAUCACCGGGGGGGGGGGAGCACUCCUGACACCCACAUCCUAAAACACUGCUGACUAGAUAUAUGAACAUGUAACGUCAAACGCAAAGCUUAGCACUUAAAUCCACAUCACUGUUUUGGUAACGAAGAUCAAUCGUGUGUUAAUAUUAUUACUACAACUCCACUCUGAGUAUUUUAAGGGCCAGGACUUAAUCUCAUGAACAGUAACUGCACUGUACUCUACUAGUUAUGUCUAAAAAGAAAGAAAGGUUUUAAAGUUAAAUUAUAUUAACCUUUCAUUGUGCGGCCUCUUCCUCAACGUUGAUUUCAUUUUAGUAGAAGUAACUUUGGGUCAGAGAGGCAAGAGGUCAGAUUCUUCUUUUUCCACUUGGCCCAGGAUCCCUUGCAUAUCAAAUGGUGUUUUUCUUUUUAUGGACAAAUCUUACGUUGGUAGUGCACAAAAGAUAUUCUGUAUUAUUUGACCAAUCACCAUGCUGGCUAACUAGAAAGACUUGAAUGUUGCAAUUCUCUUACUGGAUCUGUUUUUUUGAAGCAAUCGUAACAUCACUUUAAUAGGAUGGGCAAUUUUUAAGAAUUGGGUUUAUUUUGUCGCCCCUUGGAGUGAGAUUUCAGAUUCUACUUUUUCGUUACCGCUUCCCUGUGUGUUUUGUAACCGAACUGAGGGAUAAACGGGGGGGGGGGGGGUGGGGGGUUGUGUUGAAACUGGAUGAUAGGGGCUGUUAGUAUCCCCCUGGCCUUGGAUUUGGUUAACCCCCCCUCCCCCCGGGGCCUGUAUCGCUGCAUGUCAAAACGGCCUCUUGCUUUUACGCUAAGAAAACGCUCGCUGUCCCUUCUUGUUUGCUUUCAAAUGAAUUACUACAAUGUAAUUGAGGUUUAAAAAAAAAUAAAACAUUAAAAAAGAUGCUCUUGCUGACUUUGUUGUGACAAAAAGUCUGUAAAAAAAAUAGAAAUAAAAAUAUCUCUAAAACUUU
Molecule: messenger RNA, 1944 nt
Organism: Pleuronectes platessa (European plaice)
Lineage: Eukaryota; Metazoa; Chordata; Actinopteri; Pleuronectiformes; Pleuronectidae
Gene: mtpn
Product: myotrophin
Exons: 4
Coding region: 306-662 (118 amino acids)
Biological process (GO): regulation of barbed-end actin filament capping
Cellular component (GO): nucleus; cytoplasm
Molecular function (GO): protein binding
Source: RefSeq, a predicted model, not a curated record